UGGAAGCGUUGAGGAGGCGUGUGGUUCCAAACAGGAAGAAACUGGGAAAACACGCAGUAAAUACGAUAUCCUCGGACACAGCCAACUAACAGCCUGGGGCAGAUGGUACAAACUACUUUUUCUCCCUGCCGGAGGCCUGUGGACCGUUCCUGGUGUACUCCUUUUAGAUCUGUCCCGCAGUCGGAGGGGCUGUCUGGGGGGGGCUGACGCACCAGCAGAAGCGCAGGAAGGCGGGGGGCUGUCAUAGCAGCAGGCUAGGCUAGGCUAGGCUAGGCUAGGCUAAGCUUGGCUAAGCUAAGCUAAGCGCUGCAGCCCGGAGAAACCUUGAACUUGUGUAAACUUUGUGGAGUACAACACCGGAAGUAGCAUCACCGGAGUGGUUAAACGACAACCACGGACUCCACAGAUGAGAUAAAUAUACACAAACGUCUAUUAUUUUCAUAGAUGUUUUUUUUUUCUAAAAAGUGUUAGCCUGGAAGCGGACUUAUAGCCAGUUAGCUGUUGAACACAUCCAGGCUCUGGCAGGGGGACGUGAGCGGGAGGAAAAUCGCCUCAGUUUGCCCCAUGCACAUCCGCAGAAUGGAUCUAAUUUGCGUUGUUAACCAGUGAAAAGCUAUUGGACGCUAACUAACACAGUGGAUGUUAAUUAAUCACUGAGGUAUCAGCGGAUGAAGAUUGUUUUUGACACAUAAGAGGGACUUUUUUCUGUUUUGUCAUAUCGGUUUUUGUGAUAACUUCUGCUUUCCGUUAGUGUGGUUAUCAUGGAGGUAGGGGAGCCUGGCAGCGGCAGCUUGGAGCGGUUACAUAACGCCAGCAGGCCGGGAGAGAAGCUGCUGAACGUCGCCUCCUCUUCAGCCUCCUCAACCUGGCUCUGACAGCUGUAAACCCCCCUCCAGCGCAUACACACACACACACUCACACUAACAGACUGACAGACGCACAAACAAACACAGACAGACUGACAGCAGGACAGCAGCAUGGAGGUGGUGUGAGGCAUCUGGGAGAUAGAAAACAGCAACGAGAAGGAGCGUUUUGCUGAAGAUGGAGUCCAACCCACUGAUUAACGCGAUGGACCCGUCCAUCACGCUGUGGCAGUUCCUGCUUCAUCUGUUGGAGGACCAGCGGCAGCGUCACCUGAUCUCCUGGACAAGUGAGGACGGCGAGUUCAAGCUGCUGGACGCCGAGGAGGUGGCCCGCCUGUGGGGGCUCCGCAAGAACAAGCACAACAUGAACUACGACAAACUGAGCCGGGCACUGAGAUACUACUACGACAAGAAUAUCAUAAAGAAGGUGAGCGGCCAGAAGUUUGUCUAUAAGUUUGUAAGUCAGCCUGACCCCUCCCUCCCCGAUGGGAUACGCAGUAUAGAGGAGGGCCAGAGGAGGGACAUCAGCGACUCAAACAACCAAUCAAAAAGCCUUGGGGGCGUGGCACCAACUUGUCCGACAAAGGGCUUGCCCCAGCAGCGCUCGUCACCCAGCAGCUCCCAGAAGAGCUCCAGAAACGACUACAUGAAGUCCGGCCUCUACUCCACCUUCACCAUCCAAUCCCUGCAGGCCUCACCCAAUCCACGGCCAAUCAAAUCAGAGCUCCUCCUGCAACAAGAGCCUGUCCCCAAGGUUGAUCGCACACCGAGAGAGGUGUGUGUGUUACCGGAGUCUAAAUCCUCUCCGUCCGUGGGGAGCGCCGCGGACUCUGUUCUCCAGGUGAUCGUCACUCAGACGUCUCCCUGUCCGACCCCGGCUCUCAGCCCACAGAUACCAGCCAACUCCAAUGGCCAAUCACAGUGUCAAACACUGUUGGAUGUUUCUGUCCAUUUAUCCUUCCAGACUCCGGUCCUGUUGACUCCCAGCCCUCUUCCCUCCACCAUCCACUUCUGGAGCACGCUCAGUCCCAUCGCUCCUCGAUCGCCAGCUAAACUUUCCUUCCAGUUUCCCUCUAACGGCAGUAAUCAGAUCCACAUCCCGGCUCUGAGCGUCGACGGCCUCUCCACCCCCGUGGUCCUCUCCCCGGGGCCCCAGAAGCCCUGAGCUCCCCGCCCGCCUGAAGCAGCUCUUCGCCGGGCACAACCUCGCCCAAUGAUCUCCUCAACUCCUGGAGGGUCGGAGGAAAAGCCGGAUCUGCACUGACUCUGAAAUGCAUCACUAAAAACCCGACGCCAUGAGAAGUUUAGGCUGCAUCGGCUGACUCUUUUUGGUAGGUGUGAUGGUUUGUGUGGGCCUUUCACUGGUGGACGCGUUCGCAGCCGAGGAUCAGUCAGACCCUCCGCUGAUUCUUACUUUCUAACAGGUGGGAAUCUGCGCUUUGUCCUCCUUCCACCUUCCUGUUUCUUUCAUAGCUUUGUACUCAAACACUAUGACAGCGGGGUUUCGAGAGAACCAGAUGCUUCUCUCGACUUGAACUCAUCACAAGAAGCCGACACGAGGACAUAAACGGCAACUAAAGGCCACGAGAAGACGGAGGGAUGUUUUUCUCUUUUUCUACUGGUGUUUUUUAAACCUGUCGUUGGAUUUCUUUCUAUAAUAUUGUGAGGUCCUUACCUUACGAUGCAAAAGUGCUCUGACGUGACUGUUGUCAAAUAAAACAGCUUAACCUUGAAGAUGGCUUUUAUAGCCGGUCUGCUCACUGAAAACUGACAGCAAACAAAUGUCUGUUUUCAAACGGUUUCUUCAGUGUGUGACGGAGGGGAACCGGAGAAAAGCUGGAGUCGUCUCUUAUUUGAGUUUUUACUAAACAGAAGAUUUGACUUGACGUUUUCUGGGAGUAACUGAUCGCGGACUGGAAGGAGGGUCUCACGAACGUUCACAUGUUUGUGUGUAAAAGGAUCUGCAGUUCCUCAUAAUCUCACAUUUUUUCUGAUGGGAUCUUUUGGUUUUUAAAUUCGAGGUUAUUUAUUCCUGUCUUGUUUCAAUGCACCUUUCUCUGCAGAUUCCUUAAAGGUUCUUGACUGUUUUUAAAACGGUCUCAUCUUUUUUUUUCCCCUCAUUUUUUAAGCUACCAGGCGACUCUCUCCCAGUUGGAAUUUAAUUUCAGCACCAACACUGACAUUUUAUAAACUCACCUUCUGCUGGAUUUCUUCAGAAACGACUUUCAGAGCCAUUUAAGGGUUGUUGCUUUGCUCUUACUGGCCGAUUUUAAAGGUCACGCCUUUCUCCGGUUCUGCAUGGCCUGUUUUUUGUUUUUUGGUUGUUUAUUGUUUGUUUUGUUUUGAGUGGACUCGUCAGCAGCAUUUCAAACUGACCAAUCACAAAGGAUGAAGAUGACGGUGGACCUGAGGUUUUUCAAAGCCAAGUUCUUUCUCUAUAAAAGUGUCUAAAUGUGACAGAUUGUAUAUUUUCUCACAGAGUUUAAUGUCCAAACUGACCUGAAGUGUCUGUCAGACUUGAUUUAAAGGUUUUACCGAGGACAGAGUCACAUUCCUCUGGUUUUUAAAACAGUGAUAGAUGAGUUUGCGUUACUUAUUAACAACUGCUUAUUGUUUGAAUCUCAGCAGUCAUUCCAGAGAUUUUAUUUGAGCACCUCUGAAAAAUAAAUGUUUUGUUCCCAAAAGCCUUGAAACAAAUCUGCAGUCAUGUUGCCACAAGUUGAAAGAGUCGCAUUUAUUCUCCUUUCACAGCCUUUAAUGUAUUGAAAGCUUUUUCUGUGCAAAACCCAACAACAAAGGACCGAGUUUAAUGACACUCUGUCAUACUGGUGCUUAUGAUUGAAACAUUUCAAAUAAUUUGAUCAAUUUGUGUUUAAUAAAGCACCAAAAACCAUGAAAAACAUAAAUUCUCCAACAUCCAAGUCUACGUCCUCAUUUUGUACAAACAUCAGCACAACAUUUCAAAAUUAAAAAGGCAUUAGAAAAGCAUCAGAUGGUCUUUAGUGUCAACCUUGGAACAAGAUGACUAAGAAAAUAUUUUUUUUCUUUUAUGGCUUAAACGCGUAUUUAAUUGGAUCUCGGAAGACAUCCUUGAUGGCAGGGGCUGAUUUAUCUGUUUAUCUGUGUGUGGAAAAAAAAUUAGUUCUCUGAAAUUUAAAUAAAAACUAAACUUUCAGAUAAAAUACAAAUACACAGGAAGUGGCUCUAACUUUAGUCUUUGUCAGUUUGGUAAAAUUUGCUCUCGGAGUUUAACUUAAACUCCUCGAGGUCAUAAAUAAUCUGACCACAUCAAAUCUCAACGACCUCGUAGUACCAUGUAAUCCCAUCACAACACCUUACUCUCAGACUGCUGGCUUACUUCUGUUUACUGAGUUUCUAAAAUUUAGAGUGAGAGGCACAGCCUUCGGUGUUCAGGCUAAUCUCGACUUUCAGACUCUCUCAGCUUUGCUGCUGUGGGCUCAGCCUGCUGGAGGACUUCCCAUGAUGCACUGAGAGUUCCUUCUCCACUCCCACCUCUUCACUCCCUGCUGCAGAUCGCAACGUUUUCUUUCUUGUUUCUCGGGUGACGUAUACGUCUGCCCCUCCCUCAGCCUGGUGCUUUUGGAGAUCUCUUCAUGUUUAAAAAGAAAAAGAAAAUAAAUAAGUUCUUUCUCCCCUCUGUUGCCAAGUGUUGCACAAGGGGAUCAGCUGAUUGUUGGGGUUUUCUCUUCAACCCCGUAGACUCUUUUUGAUUUAAUUCCAAUAAAAUAAAUUUGAAUGAAAAAGGAAGAAAUGAAACCUUUAAAAACUAACACUAAACACUUUCAUUGAUUUAAAAACGAAACUCAAACAAACUAAAAUUGAACUGAAACCUGAUUAACGAAAAAACAUAACUGUGUUAAAUGUUGUCCCGUCAGUUCUUACAGUUGGAUUUGAGAUUAUUCAAAGAUGAGCGUCCUCUAAUCUUCAGGGCACCGCAGUGAUUUUUAUCCACUUAAGAACUUUAAAAGAUCAAAACUCUGUGGAACAAAGUAUCAGAUAAUCCCAGUUUUAAACAUUUUUUAAAUCCUUGCUGGUAAAGUUUGAUAAUUUUAGGUUGUGGGACAUGCGGUCGUUUGUUUUGUUCUCUCAGCGUCGGCUAUGAAGUAUAUGAGUUUUACUGUACAUGAUUUACAAACAACUAGGAGGCUUCAUGCAUUAGAACAAUGAUUAGUUGGAUUUUGUGCAGUCUUUAGUUUCGUUUACAGACCUUUUCCACUAAUAUCAGCUCGGCUCGGUUUUCAGGGUUUCCCAUUAGGUGGUAGUACCUGGUACCUGCUCCAUUGGGGUUCUGAAUGGUCCUAAAAUGUGACUGCAUGUCAACAGACAGCAUGCAGGUCAGUGGCGUCACUCGAUGUGUCAUGAGAGCAAGUCCUUCACAAAAUUCCAAACCGCCAUUUUUGAAAUCCGGCAGUGAGGGAAAGUGGCUCCACACAAACCAACACCGAUGAGGUGCAGACACUUGGCAUCGGUUUGGCAGCAGGUAUACCAACGCUUCGAUAUCCUCCACUGUUGUGUUGUGGCGCAUACGAAUGACAUCACAGGAAUUUUGGCGGUGUUGCCACAGCAACCCCAAGGACACUGAUGUGAUUGUAUUAUAAUAGAAAACGACUGAAACAGAGCCGAGCCGAGCAGAUCAGACUGGAUACUUGGUUCUCUCAGAGGACCUGGAGUUUCGCUUGAUUUUCACGAACAUGUGAUUUUUAAAGCGUGUUUGACGUGAACUUGUGGCGACAUCGAAAACCUGCAGAGACAAAAAAAAAUGUUUUGUUUUGUUUGUUUGUUUCCCCCAAAAUUGUAGACAGACACUGACUCAUGUUCCUCUAAAAAAAACAAACAAAAAAACCCAGACUGUUGAUGUUGUUGUUGUUCGUGUUAUUUCUAAUGCUAGCUGUGGUUGCCACGGUAACCUGACCCGACUGUUGCCGCCCUGCAGGUUGCUGUUGUCAUUGCUGUUGUUAUCGUUGUUGCUGCUGGAGCUGUUAACGUGUUUCUAUGCUUCUGUGUGUGACGCCAAGGCUGCAGACACGCACACGCACGCACACACACACACAAUGCAAUCUUUGUGAGGAUUCAUUGGAGGGGUCGGUCCGUCCAUGCUAACUCAAGCUUUGCUCAGUUACUCGCUGUGAUGUUGCUACUGCUGGCACAUCUUGCGCUCGGGCAAGGGUGAGGAGGAAGCUCGGGCAUAGAUACCCAGAAGGUGCAGAACAUGCUCCAAGAAAACAAAAGUUAACGAAAACUUGUGUUCAUAUUUGAAUUACGCCUUUCUCCAAAUUCAUAACAUUACGUUUCGGUAUUUCAGUGACAUUUCUCUUAAGAUUACAGUUUAGGGUGCACUGCUGUGCUGCGCCGACCACGCCACAAAUUACUGCAGCAUCACUGCUGUGCUUUUUACCAGCAACAUGGUGUCGUUACCAAAUCUGUAACUACCUGUUUCUACUUGAAAAGUAUGAUGGGGGAAAGAAAAUACUGCACUAACUGAGCUAAGAGAUUUUUGGUGGCGAAGGUGGGCCCACUGGUGGUAGUCUCUAUGGGAAGGGCUGCCAAAAGAAAUGCACAGUCAUCCAUAUUUCUUCUGUACAAUACUAUGCUUUGGGUUGCAGACCUGACCGGUUCAGAAAAGGCAAGAAAGCGGAAGUGGCUUUGCUCCAACAGUGUUUAAAGUUCAACAGACAAGUUGGAGAAAUUUAGGCAGGCGUUGAAGCGCAGCAGGGGCUGCACUUAUGGCCAAAGUGAGUCAGUCGCUAUUGACUCGUGUUCAAAUGUCCAACUUAAGUAAAAUGGUCUUUGCACUCUACAAAAUAUUAUUGUGAAAAAUGUAAUUUGUUUUGAUUUGACAGAUGUUCCUCUCUGCUAGUCGUAGAACUGGGCCUGUCUUGUGUGUGCUGUUGGCACCUUUUGGAUUAUUUUUAAUGGAAAAAUGUGUCUUUGUUUACAGUCAAAUGUAAUGGCAGCAAGUAUCAAGUAAUCUAAGCUUUUAGGUUCAAGGUUGGUUGAGCUAAGAGCAGUGCAGUGUCUGCAGUGAGGUUCAGGCUGAGGACAGGGGGCGCUCUGGAUUUGGACAGAUGGUUCAUAGAUGAGAGGAAAAGCCCGACUACCCAACCUUUCAAAGGUGGGUCCUCACAAGGUUGACCCUCUAUUUGGUUCCCACAAAGAUAGCUGUGCAAGCACACACGCACACACACACACACACACACACACACACAGCUGGAGCGUCAGGGACUGAGUGAAGCUCGUAUUCAGUGUUUCCACCUUCACUGAGGUUAUUCUGCAACUCGUUAAAUACCUGAAACAUCCUGCAAAACAAAAUCUUUCUUUACUACUUAAUUUUUUUUACAAUGUGAAGUUUAAAAAGGAACAAAAAAUCUGAUUCAAGAUAGAGGUUUUAGUUUUCUCUACCUGAUCCAAGCUAGAGCAAUCCUUCAUCAGCUCCUCUGAAUUCAGCCUCAGAUCAGUCCCUGACGGCGGGAUUUCCCAGCCUUUGCGGCGACGUAAACGCAGCACCAAGCCAUCGUGUUCGACUGUUCUCUCUUUACAGCAUGACUCUAUUUUUCUAUCAGAGAUGACGUGUUUAUAUUGCGUAUAAGAUUUAAAGAGCGACGAAGCCUUAAAGAUUUCAGCUGCAGCAGAAGAAAGAUGCAUCCUCAUUUAAAAAAAAGAAAAAGAUACUACCUGUUGUGUAUCUUUCUUUCAGAGCAUGAUGAUGAAAAAUAAGCCAUUUAUCGAGAAAAGCUGAACUUUGUGUAUCGAGUUUUGGAUGCAGGGUUUGAGUCCGACAUGUUUAACUUCAAGCUAACCUUUCUCUCACCAGCAGAACAUGACGAAUGUCUUUAUAUCGAUUAGAAACUGCUUUGCAUUCUGGGUAAUGUCCAGAUUUCUGUUUUUGAAACUCAUCACCGUCUGAGCGAACUUGACGAGGGGUCUGCUUUGCAAACGCUGCCUGUAUGCAGAUGAAAGAUGCUUGCAAAGUGACAUUUGAGGAAAUACUUCACCUGCAGGCCUUUAAGUCUUAAAACAAUAUUUUCAGACGUCUUUAAUUCACAGAAGUCUUAAACUGUCUCUCUCGAAUGUGAAUCCCUGAAAGGAAAGCACAUUAUGGAAGAGGCAAAGCAAACCCCUGCCUCCAGUUACAUAAGGCAUCUUUUCACUGUAGGGGCAAAGUGUUGUAAAGGUAUCUGCCUUAACAAAGUUCUUGGGCGCUUUCUCCAGGUUUAAAGAAUCAGAAUCGAAGCCGCUCAGCGGCUCCUACCCCGAAAAGGGUUUCUGUAGAUCCUGAGAUCUGAACAUGCGAAGAUUGAAAGCCAAAACAGCCGGCUGGUUCCUGCAGUCAGAGGCGGUCUGUGGACAUGUACUCAGGAUUUGGUGAUGAGUUUCACUUCAUAAACAUCAUCAGUUAGAUUUUCUGCUCUGGUUUUUUGACAUUUAUAAAGGAAGCCGUUCCUUAAGUCCAGUGAGGAACAUCUGUUGUUCCUGAGCUUUCUGUCUGUUCACUUGAGGCCUGGAGUUUUCUCAGUGGUUUUCAUCUCAUAAACCAAAAGUUGUUUGGGUUUUUCACGUUGACGUCCAAAGCCUGGACAGACUUCGCUGCCGGUCAUUCUGCAUUUGAGCGUGCCGUCCAGCUGCACUUCAGAAACUGUUCGUGUGCAAACCAGCUCAGUGCAACUUAAUGAAUCUUUGUCUUACUGUAACAUUGUUUCGAAUUAUAGUAACUUUGAUAUGGUAAUACAUCUAAUAUAUGACUUGUUCAAUGACAAAACAUAACAUGAAAAAUGAAUAAAUAUUCACGCCUCUUUUAAGACGGUGAUUUCUUUUUAUAACAAAUAUUUAUAAUCUGCUUCCUGUUAUCAUAAUUAUGUAUCUGCUAAUAGAAUAGAAAUAGGUCAUUCGUGCUGGGACGUAUGAGCAGCUUCUUGUUAUAAUGACAAAGAUUGAAUAAAAGUUUAAAAAAGGCGUAAAACGAGAAAUUAAAUGAUGACAGUUCUUGUUUUCACCGAGCUCCGUUACAGGAAAGAGUUUCUUGUUAUAACAACAAAUGCCUCCUUAUGUCAAAGGUUUGUGGAAAAUAACUAGAAUUUAAGCUUAAAAUCUUUCUUGCCAGAAAAGUUUAACAUUAUGCAAAAAUUAAAAUUUUUAAAUGCUGUCAUUCAGAUACUUUUUUUAAAUUUUGCAAUUUUUAAUUAACAUUUGCACAUCUGUCGAGCGGUUUCAUCCUUUGGUUAUUGAGCCUUAAUUGCACAGUUUAAAUUGCUAGUUUUGAGGGAAAAACUAGCAAUUUAAACUCAGAGGAAGAGCACUGACCCAUGAUCCUUUGCAGCAGGAUGACAGACAGAAAGCUCCGGAAGCCGAUGGCUGACGCGCCUCCUAAUUGUAAAGAGGUUUUCUGUCCACGGUUUAUGUGGAAAUCUUCACUGUAUAUAGACGCGAAAUAUAAUCUGAACAUAUGAAUAUGCUAUAUAUUCUGUACCAUGUGACAGGCCUGACCAAUGGGCUGGGGGUUGUUAAUAACGUGUUGUUCCUGUGGCCUGUCGUUGCUGUCAGAUCCUGCGUGGCCCCUCCCCUCCUCGGCUGUGAUUGGCCAUGGAGUUUAUUGAUGUAAAGUGGCGGGGCCUGCUUUUAUUUUUCUGAGAUAGAGUUCUACAUGUUUAACAUGUUAUUUACUGGAACCAUUUAAAAGAAAAGCUAUUUUUUAUGGACGUGAUUUUAGUUUUUGUUGGUGUACCAUGUUAUGCUGAUGAUUCCUCUUGUUUUCUACAAACACAUGCACACACACUGGGAGGACGGUAAUAAAACUAUUUUGUCCUGUACA
Molecule: messenger RNA, 9690 nt
Organism: Neolamprologus brichardi
Lineage: Eukaryota; Metazoa; Chordata; Actinopteri; Cichliformes; Cichlidae
Source: RefSeq, a predicted model, not a curated record